UUGAUAUUCAGCGAGGAGUGCACCGAAGCCGAGGGACGUACAUGGCAUCUGUCACAUUUUUCAUGCACUCAGUGUGGAAUGCAACUCGGAGGACAAAGGUAUAUUGCCAAAGACAAUCGUAUCCUUUGUAUAGCGUGCUUGCAGAGGGAGAACUUCUCGUUGACUUGUAAUACUUGCAAAAAAGUGAUCAACGUAGAGAAACCGCACAUAACACAGGUUUGA
Messenger RNA from Anisakis simplex (herring worm), 222 nucleotides. The record is from the annotation of a GenBank genome assembly. Lineage: Eukaryota; Metazoa; Nematoda; Chromadorea; Rhabditida; Anisakidae.